Molecule: messenger RNA, 2829 nt
Organism: Macrobrachium nipponense
Lineage: Eukaryota; Metazoa; Arthropoda; Malacostraca; Decapoda; Palaemonidae
Gene: Pus7
Product: pseudouridylate synthase 7 homolog
Exons: 16
Coding region: 80-2482 (800 amino acids)
Biological process (GO): pseudouridine synthesis
Cellular component (GO): nucleus
Molecular function (GO): pseudouridine synthase activity; RNA binding
Source: RefSeq, a predicted model, not a curated record
GAUAAAUCUUUAUCUUUUUACAGAGGCAGGGAAAGGGGAUGUCCUUUGCCCAGUAGGAGCAAUUCUCUGCUCUGAGCAUAUGCUUAUCUGCAGACAUGCCUGUUUCAGGUUCUUCAUUGUUCUGAACAGAAGAAAUACCAAGAAUACUAUAUCAUUCUGGUUGAGGGAAGGGAUCUGUAGGACAUACAAGUUAGGUCCUUGGCAGCAGUGCCUUCUCAUAAAGAUGGACAGUGUGCACAUGCAAGAGGAUGGUAAGGAAGAUAGUAAUGUCAACAUGAAAGGUGAUGAAAAAAUUACACAAGAGGAUGGUAAAGUUUUGCAUGAGGAAGAAAUUGGAUCAGAAAAGAAGUCUGUGAAACCUAGUGCUAAUUCAGCAGAAUCAGAAAUUGGCAUCACCGAAUAUCUUGGAAAGCACCCAGGCUUCUUUGGAAUCAUAAAGCAGAGAUAUUCCGACUUUAUUGUAAAUGAAGUGUCAAAUUCUGGAGAGAUAGUUCACCUUACAGACAGGAAUAUUCCCCCUCCCCCAGAAGUAUCUGCAGGAGACUUACCUGACGAACUUCCACCUGAAUUGUCACCAUAUGUGAUUCAGCAGCUGGAUGAAUUAGUUGGGGUUCCUCAUCCUGCUCGCAUCCCAUUGACACAGCCUCCUAAGAAAUCAGAGCUCGGUAAUGAUGUUACAGAUACAGAUCCCCCAAAAGAACAAGAUAAAGCUACUGUCAAGAAAGGUCUAAAUGAAGUUUUGAUUAAUGUAAAUGGCGUUUCCAAAGAGGGACGUACUAACAUUCAUCGUGCUGUCAAAGCCAAAUAUGCAUCAGUAGUGAGUUGCUACAAGGAGAGUGAUGAUGGCAAUAAAUAUAUUGUUAUUCAGAAAAAGAAAGCUGCUGGUGGCAGUAUACCCAAGAGAAGUUCAUGGCCUAAAUCACUUAUGUAUACUACAUUUGUAAUGUAUAAGGAGAAUAUUGACACCUUGGAUGCUAUAAAUCAUCUAGCUAGGAGAACUGGAGUGAAACCAAAUAUGUUUGCCUAUGCAGGAACUAAGGAUCGUAGAGGAAAGACAAGUCAGCUUGUGUCUGUUCCAAGGGUUGCUCCAGAAAGACUUUGCCAGGCUGCCUUCCACCGAUCUAUUCAUUUAGGUAACUUCAGGUUCAGGCCAACACCUCAAAAGUUAGGACAGUUAAAAGGAAACAGAUUUCAGAUUGUGCUCAGGGAAGUGAAAGGUAGUGAUGAUGUAAUAAUAUCUUCUGUUGAAUCUCUAAAGACCAAUGGUUUCAUAAACUAUUUUGGUUCUCAACGCUUUGGUACUACAGCAGUCAGCACCCACUCCAUUGGUUGUGAACUACUAAAAAGUAAUUGGGAAAAGGCUAUCGAUUUGAUUCUUGCCCCACGAGAAAAUGAUAAUUUUAUUUUGAAUAAAUGUCGCAUUAUUUGGAAGGAGACUCAUAAUGCUGAGGAAGCUCUUCGUGUACUCAAGGGAAAUAAGGAAUCGUCUAUAGAAGGAAGACUUUUGGCUGGAUUGAGAGACCAACAGAAAAAUGACUUUGUUGGUGCCCUAGGAUCGAUUCCAAGAAAUGUGCGGGUGUUGUAUCUUCACGCUUAUCAAAGCUUUAUAUGGAAUAAAGUUGUGUCACGAAGGGUAGCAAAAUACGGACUAAGUGUUUUGCCAGGUGAUAUUGUCAGAGCCCAAGACUCAGGAAUGAGAACUGAAGAUCCUGUAGAACGGGAUGAGGAGGAUGAAGAUAAUGAUGGUGAUACAAAUGAUGCAGAAAAGGCAAAAAGUGGAAUUGAUAUGUCCAAUUUUCACAUUUUGUCAGAAGAGGAGGCCAAAACAACACCCAUAACAGAUGUACUGUUACCAUUACCUGGACAUCGCAUAGAGUUUCCUCAGAAUGAAGUAAAAGACUGGUACAUUGAAUUAUUGGAAGCUGAUGGACUCUCCAUUUCAGAUUUAAGGCAUCGUGUUAAGUGCUAUUCAGUCAUUGGAAGUUAUCGUCGCCUAAUUGUUCAACCUUCUGAAGUCAACAGUAUGAUAGCAUAUUAUGAUGACCCUACAAAACCAUUAAUUCAGUCUGAUAUGGACAAAUUAUCAUCGGAUUCUGUUGAUGAAAAUUUGUUGAAAGAAGGCAAAAAUAAGGCAGUUCUUAUUGACAUGACACUUCCUGCUUCAUCAUAUGCCACAAUGGCUAUGCGAGAACUCCUGAAGAUGGAUACCUCCUCUGCAUUUCAGGCCACAUUAAACACAGUGAGUCAAUCAUCUGAAUCAAAGGCAGAAUCACGGACUAAGCUUGAAGAAGGGAAUUAUAUUAGACACAAGCGUCAUGGUGAUAGAAAAGAUGAAAAUGAGCAACACAAUAAGCCAAAAUUUCAUCAUGGUCAGAAAAAACAUAAAUUUAGUGGACGUGGUAGAGGACAAAAGAGGCCAUGGAAGGGAUCCCAUGGUAAAGGUGGGAAGAGAGGAAAAUUUUCAGGUCAUUUCAAAUCUUAGAGGUCUUUAACUAGUGUGAUAAGAAAGGCUGUUUUAAUUGUUUGUUACAGUUUAUUUUUAUAGUUUUAUGCAGUUGUUAAUCUCUAUAUACUUUAUAGAGAGCAAUUCUGUUUAAAUGCCAAUAAUUUUGAUGAAUUAAAACUCUUUAGUGUCAUAAAUUUUGCAAAGUGAAGCAAUGUUUACCAUUAGAGAUUUUGCAGUGCUUCUUGAGAGCAAACUUACAUCACACAAACCUUUCAGUAAAUUAUAAACUUGAUAACAUUUAAAUAAAUUAUACUCUUACCUGUUAUAUAAUUCUUGGGCAGUAUCAUGGCAACUACAUCUUCUGGAAUAAAUGUUGCAUCCCA